This is a messenger RNA of Eimeria maxima, 3460 nucleotides long. RefSeq lists its product as hypothetical. The annotation marks the transcript as partial. The transcript has 5 exons. Lineage: Eukaryota; Apicomplexa; Conoidasida; Eucoccidiorida; Eimeriidae. The record is from RefSeq and is a predicted model, not a curated record.
AUGGCGUUUCUGGGUAUACAGGAGGACCUUGAUCCGCUGCAGCAAGACACGGCAGCAGACCAAGCAGCAGCAGCAGCAGAAUCAGCAUCAGCAUCAGCAGCAGCAGAAGCAGCAGCAGCAGCAGCAGCAGCAGCAGCAAUCUCGUGGUCCCUUGAAGACAUUGAGUCUCCUAGUGAUUUGGAUAUUCCCUCUAGACGUUUUAUCCUCAGCAGCAGGCGCAGCAGCAGCCGCAGCAGCAGCAGCAGCAACAGCAGCAGCAGCAGCAGCAGCAGCAGCAGCAGCAAGGCUAUAAGAGGAUUUGUUAUUAGUAUAGUAGGGGCAGUAAUAGCUCUUAUAUUAGCAACACAUUUAUGUUGGAUAAAAAAUAGGAGCAGCAGCAGCAGCAGCAGGAGAAGAUUAGCAGCAAGAACUUCUCCUGCUGCUGCUGGUGCAGCAACAGGAUUCGAUAGUACUACUACUACUGCAGCAGCAGCAGCAGCAGCAGCAGCAGCAGCAGCAGGAAGCCCAGAGAGUCCAUUCAAUCUUUGUUCUUUUGUAGAUAGUAUUGCUUCCCCUUUUGAAUUAACAUCACCAGUAACAGCAGCAGCAGCAGCAGCUGCUGCUGCUGCAGCAGGUGCAACUGGAGAAGGAGGAGUAGCAGCAGCAGCAGCAGCAGCAGAAGAUGGAGAAGCAGCAGAUCUGCUGCAGCUGCAGAUGCUGCUGCACGGCCCUGACUUUGUUGCUGCUGAUGAUGUAUGGCAAGGAGGAAUUCUAUCACAAAUACAACCUUUUAUUGAUGAGGGAGCAGCAGCAGCAGCAGCAGCAGCAGCAGCAGCAGCAGCAGCAGAUGAUGAACAAGCAGGAGGAGGAGGAGGAGGAGCAGCAGCAGCAGCAGAGGAGGAGGAAGGAAGCAUAGUCUUUGACGACGAAGAUAUUCUUGAUUUGCUUGCCGGCAGCAGCAGCAGCAGCAGCCAGCUGCUGCCUUUACCUCCUCCUGCAGCAGCAGCAAUAGCAGCAGCAGCACCAGCAGCAGGAGACACUUCUCUUUUGUAUCCAAGUGUCUCCAUUCAGCAGCAAAACUUCCAGCCCUUCCAUGCACCUGCUGCUGCUGCUGCUGCUGCUGCUGCUGCAGAUGCGCCUGCUGCUGCACCUGUUGCUGUUUUACCUCAUGCUGCUGCUGCUGCUGCUGCUGUAUCUUCUGUUGGUACGUUUGAUGGUGACCUGAUUAUGCUGCCAGCAGCAGAUGCAGCAGCAGCAGCAGAUGCAGCAGCAGCAGCAGAUGCAGCAGCAGCAGCAGAUGCAGCAGCAGAUGCAGCAGCAGAUGCAGAUGCAGCAGCAGGAGGAGAUUCUUCUUCAUCCCUUGCUGAUUUAGAAGAUAUGUUAGCAGCAGCAGCAGCAGCAGCAACAGGAGCAGCAGGAGCAGCAGCAGAUGGCGACGAUGACCCCUUAGCUGCUCUCUUGUUAGUAGGAAGCAUUAAUCCACUGUCAGCAGCAGCAGCAGCAGCAGCAGCAAGACCUUCUGUUGUUACAUCCCCUCCUGGUAUGUGGUUUGGUGAUCUAGGCUUUAUAGGAUCAGCAGGAAAUCCUGCUGCUCCUGCUGCUGCUGCUGCUGCACCUGCUGCUGCUGCUGCACCUGCACCUGCUGCUGCACCUGUUGCUGCUGCUGCUGCUGCUGUACCUAUUGCAUCUACCCCUCGCUUUUCUUACGUCGAUUUGUUUCCUCCUGCUGCUGCUGACGGCAUGUGGGGACAGAAUAUGGGGCAGUUGCUGCCAACAGCAAGAGGUUGGAUAUGGGGACCAGGGCCCGUGCUGCUGCAGCAAGGCCUUCCUGCUGCGAUGCAAGUAGGCCCUGCAGCACCAGCAAUAACAGCAGCAAGAGCACCAACACCAGCAGCAGCAGCAACAACAACAGCAGCAGCAGCAGCAACAGCAGCAGCAGCAGCAGCAGCAGCAGCAGAAGAAGAAGAAGAAGACGAUCUAUCUGCUCGAAGUUUUCAAGUUUCUUUUUGUGAUGACAUGGAGGCAGAUGUCUCACCAAUAACAGAUACAGAGGGUCCAAUGCAGCAGCAGCAGCAGCAGCAGCAGCAGCAGCAGCAGCAGCAGCAGCAGCAGCAGCAGCAGCAGCAGCAACUUCAGAAACAACAACAGCAGCAGCACUUCCAAUUGCAGCAGCAGCAGCAUCACCUCCACCUGCAGCACCAGCAGCAGCUGAAGAUGCACUUUCAGCAUCAGCCACUGCAGCAGAAGCAGCAGCAGCAGCAGCAGCAGCAGCAGCAGCUUCAGCUGCAGCAGCAACAUCAGCAGCAGCAAAACCAACGACAUCAGCCGCAGCUGGUUCUGCUGCCGCAACAGCAUCCGCUGCUGCUGCAGCAACUUCAGCAUCACCCACUGCAGCAGCCGAUGCCGCAGCAGCUAUUGCUGCAUCAACCGCAGCAGCAGCAGCAACAACAGCAGCAGCAUCUAUUGCUCCAUCAACCACCGCUGCAGCAGCAGCAGCUAUUGCUUCAGCAACCUCAGCAGCAGGUGGUGCAACCGCAACAGCUGCAGCACCUGCACCUGCAGCAGCAGCAGCAGCAACAGCAACAACAACAGCAGCAGCAGCAGCAGCAGCAGCAGCAAGGAAGGGGCAGCAAAUGUUUGGUGACGAUGACGAGGAAGGAGCAGCAGCAGCAGCAGCAGCAGCAGCACCAGCAGCACCAGCAGCAGCACCAGCACCAGGGGAUGGGACAGCAGCAGCAGCAGCAGCAGCAGCAGCAAGUACAGGGAGAGAGGUUAACAAUGCAGUAUCUGCAACAGCAAAUGGAACUGCAGCAGCAGCAACAACAGCAGCAACAACAGCAACAGCAGCAACAGCAACUUCAGCAUCUGCAACUGCGUCAGCAGCAACUGCAGCAUCAGCAGCAGCAACAACAGCAACUGCAGCAGCAGCAGCAGCAAGGGACAGACGAAGUAAUUGUUAUAGAUGAUGAUGAUGAUCAUCCAACAGAGCAUCUGCUGCAGGGUCAAGGAAAUAAUGGCAUGUAUAAUGGUUAUGCAUUAACAGCAGCAGAUACAGCAGCAGCAGCAGCAGCAGCAGCACCAGCAGCAACAUAUACAACAGCAGCAGACACAGCAGCAACAAACACAGGUUUAGUACUAUCGCAUGCAUAUCCAUCUACAUCUACAGCAGCAGCAGCAGCAGCAGCACCAGCACUGGAGACAUUACCAGCAGCAGCAACAGCAGCAGCAGCAGCAGGAGCAGCAGCAGCAACAGCAGCAGAAGAGGAUAAGCAAGAAAAAUCCCUAGUAAUAAAGAAAGAAAAAGAUUCAGAAUUAGCAGGACCAUCAACAACAUCAUCAUCAGCAGCAGGAGGAGCAGCAGGAGCAGCAGCAGGUGCAGCAGCAGGUGCAGCAGGAGAAGCAGCAGCAGCAGCAGCAACAAGAGUAUUUGAUCCUGAAUUAGGACCUAUAUUAGUGAAUUUAUCCUUUGAUUCCCUUGGAU